This is a messenger RNA of Penicillium riverlandense, 525 nucleotides long. RefSeq lists its product as uncharacterized. The record is from RefSeq and is a predicted model, not a curated record. Bases 1 to 525 code for a protein of 174 amino acids. NCBI's taxonomy places the organism in Eukaryota, Fungi, Ascomycota, Eurotiomycetes, Eurotiales, Aspergillaceae. The transcript is spliced from 2 exons.
AUGUCGAAGGAAAAGAAAGAGGAGCUCGUACCUAGCCUCGUCACCGAGUUUCGGGAACUUGUUUCGCAUACCGUCAUUAAACCUUCGCUUCUGCAGGUACUUGAACAAAGGCUUGACCAGCUCGUCCACGAAGUCGGAUGGGAUUUGGACUUUUGCUUUAAAAUCCUUGGUGACCAGAGUCACCAGGAUCCGCUCGUUGAACGGCAAGUUACCGCAGACGAGCCUCCUCUCCUUUGCAAAGGUCAAGCCCUCGGCAUCAGGCGAGAAGAUGUCCUCGAGAAACUUGUCUUCGUGCUGCUCACGAUGCCCACGAAACAGUCGUUCCAGCUGCGGUCGAGUCCAUUUGACCCCUCGCUGAGCUUCCCACUCUUCCACCACCUCGAGGCUACACGCUGGCACGAUAUCCUGAUAAAAUGCCCUCAGGGGCCUGUCAUCCACCGGCUCAUCAUACAUCAGUCUCACGAGCUCGCUGAGCUCUGCGCGCCUUUCGGUCCUUGCCUUCUGGGCCGACGCCGUGCGCCCUAG